Messenger RNA from Rotaria sordida, 1581 nucleotides. The record is from the annotation of a GenBank genome assembly. NCBI's taxonomy places the organism in Eukaryota, Metazoa, Rotifera, Eurotatoria, Philodinida, Philodinidae.
AUGCUUCUUACUAUUGCUCUUAUCACAAUUGUUGUUUAUCUCAUUACUGUCUGUUUAUGGACAAUCAACAAUCGUUAUAAUUAUUUCAAACGUCUUAAUAUUCCAGGACCUCCAUAUCAUUUCUUUUUCGGGCAUUAUAAGACAUUAUGGUCAACAAAAUCAUUUUCAAAACAAAUACAAGAAUGGACUCGCCAAUAUGGUUCAGUUUAUGGAUUAUUUAUGGGUAGAAGACCAAUGUACGUUGUAUCAGAUGUUGAUUUUCUUCAAGAAAUUUAUAUUAAACAAUUUUCAUCAUUUCAUUCACGUGAGAUUCCAAGAAUUUUUCGUAUAGAAACUGAUGGAAAAAUUCAUCUUUUUCGAGCAACUGGAGAAAGAUGGCGUCGUCAAAGACAUGUUAUUAAUCCAACAUUUUCAUCAGCAAAACUCAAACUUAUGUCUUCUUUAGUAAAUGAAUGUAUCGAAGCAAUGUUAAAUAAAAUAUCUCAAAUAACAGAUGGUGAACAAAAGGAAAUUAACAUUUAUGAAUUAUACAAACGAUUAACAAUGGAUGUUAUAUGUCGUUGUGCAUUUGGUAUUGAUACUGAUAUGCAAAAUGAUAUUAAUAAUCCAUAUUUGCAAAAAACAGCUGCAGUAUUUAAAACAGAUAUUGAGCAACUACUACUUUUUCGUAUGGCUAACUUAAUACCAUUUCUUGCCCGUCCUUUACAUGAUAUUGUAUUUGGUCUAAACGAUGUUCGUAGAAUAUUAGUGAAAUUAAUACCAGCAUUGAAAAAUUAUGUUGAACAAAUUCCAGCUUUAUGGUUGAUGAACCGUGUUCAAGAUGUUGUUGAUCUUCGUAUUCAAUCAUCAUCAAAUUCAGUAAAACGUAUGGAUUUAUUACAACUUAUGAUGGAAGCUACUCGCGACAACGUUAUAGAUCAUGCCGACGAUCAAUCAAUCUCAAAAACAUUGCAGUCAAAUGAGCUUAUACCGAAUAUUUUUCUUUUUAUGGCUGCUGGUUAUGAAACAACGUCAACUGCACUUGCUUAUUCGACAUAUAUUUUAGCAACAAAACAAGAUAUUCAAGAAAAACUUGUUGAAGAAAUAGAAAAUAGCAACUGGAAUGAUAAUAAUAAUGGAGAAGAAGCGUAUGACACAGCAACUAAUCUUUCUUAUUUAGAUUUAUUUGUACGUGAAGUUUUUCGUAUGUAUCCUAUAACAUCUAAAGCCAUGGCACGUGAAUGUAAUACAACGACUACUGUUUGUGGUCAUAUCAUUGAAAAAGGUAGUGUUAUUCAACCUGAUGUAUUCACCAUUCAUUAUAAUCCAGAUUUAUGGGGUCCUGAAGAUCCAAAUAUCUUUUAUCCUGAGCGACAUACAGUAAAACGUCAUCCAGUUGCUUGGAUGCCAUUUGGUAUUGGUCCAAGAAAUUGUGUUGGUAUGCGAUUUGCUCUUAUGGAACUAAAACUGUGUUUAAUUCAAUUACUUUGUCAAUAUCGUAUAUUACCUAGUGAUAAAACUGAAGAAGGUUUUAAACAAGAAGAAACAGUUGUUAUUCAGCCAAAUGCCAUAUUUGUCAAACUUGAAAAACGUUCAAUUUGA